Molecule: messenger RNA, 1218 nt
Organism: Miscanthus lutarioriparius
Lineage: Eukaryota; Viridiplantae; Streptophyta; Magnoliopsida; Poales; Poaceae
Source: the annotation of a GenBank genome assembly
AUGCUCCCAUCGCCGCCGGCGAUAUCGCCGGCGCGGCUGCACAAGCUGGUGACGUCGCAGCAGGAUCCGCUCCUCGCGCUGGAGCUCGUCACCGUCACCUCCCCGACCACCAAGCCGCACCCUGCCACGCUCCACUCCCUCCUGCUCCGCCUCGCCCGCCGCCGCGACCACCUACCCCACGCGCUCGCGCUCCUCCGCCGCCUCCCGUCCCCGCCGUCCCCGCACCUCCUGCUCCCGCUUCUCCUCUCGGUGCUCCGCCUCCGCCGGCCGCCUCAGCUCUUUCUCUCCACCUUCAACUCCCUCUUCGUCUCGGGGCCCAGCCCUUUGCCGCUCCACCCGCAGCUCCUCCUCCGCCUCCUCGGCGCCCUAUCCUCCACCCCGUCCCACUUCCCGUCUGCGCUUCACCUCCUCCGCCUCGUCUCCUCGCGGCUACCUCUCCCCGCUCCGCUCGUCCUCGCCUCCCACAACCUGCUAAUCGACGCCGCGGCUCGAUCCGGCCACGUCGCCGUGUCACUCUCACUCUUCCACCGCCUCCGCUCGCUCCAUGUAUCCCCCGAUGCCGACACCUACCGCAUCCUUACGCAAUCACUCUGCUGCAAGGCCCAGGUCCGAACCGCGGCUACACUGCUCGACGAAAUGCUGCACAGGGGCAUCCCUGCCGAUCCACUGGCGUACACCACCGUGCUGAACGCUCUCUGCCGCAAGAAGCAGCUCCGAGAGGCAUACCGCCUGCUCUGUCUCAUGCGAGGCCGUGGAGUCUCCCUUGACAUUGUGCAUUACAACACGGUCAUUGUCGGGAUGUGCCGCGAGGGACGGACACUGGAUGCCUGCAAGGUUGUUGGUGAUAUGGUGGAGAGCGGAUGUACACCGAAUGCAGUGACAUAUGCCACAGUGGUGAAUGGGCUGUGCGUAAGCGGAUUAUAUGAUAAGGCGGAGGCUUACCUGGCGGACAUGGUUGGUAAAGGGCUUGUUCCACAUUUCUCAGUGUUUCAUUCAGUUAUCAAGGGUUGCUGUACAGUUGGGAAAGUAGAAGAGGCUGCACAAAUUAUGAGCUGGAUGCUUGAUCUUGGAGUGGUUCCGCAUGUUGAGAGCUGGAGUUCACUGAUCAGGUGUGUUUGUACUGAUGAGGAUUGUAUUGAGGCAGAAUUGUUGCAGAUGGUGGGAUGGCAGUGUGGUUCAAACACGAUCUCUAGCAGUACCUUAAGUGAUGUCACUUGA